UCUGGCAGUUUCAGCCAUCUGUUUGAGGCAGGAACCGGUGUGAACGCACCUGCAGAUGCCUUUGGUCAGUCUCCAGCUCACUUGGCUGCUUGCGCCGGCGAAGCUUUUUUCCUGCUUUGGCAACUGCAGACAGGAGCGAAUUUGAAUCAACAGGAUUGCCUUGGAGAAGCCCCGAUUCAUAAAGCAGCAAAAGUUGGGAGUUUGGAAUGUUUGGCUCUCCUUGUUGCUGGCGAUGCCAAAAUUGACUUGUGCAACAACAGUGGACAAACAGCAGCAGACCUCGCACUGGCUUACGGCUUUCUGGAAUGUGCCAAGUUCCUCACAACAAUUCAGCAAACUCAGACAAUGAAACUGAGAGGACAGUCUGGCUACUCGCUGAGUGACAGACAUGGCUUGCUGAGAGAGGAUCCCACUGCACAGAAACAAGAAAGUGAAACCAGCAGAUCCAUAAACAGGAAGAGGAGAAGAUCAGAUGGUGUGUAA
Tauraco erythrolophus (red-crested turaco) is the source of this 483-nucleotide messenger RNA. Lineage: Eukaryota; Metazoa; Chordata; Aves; Musophagiformes; Musophagidae. The record is from RefSeq and is a predicted model, not a curated record.